AUGAUUUCCCGUUUGCGCGAGUCCCUGGCUGGUCCAGGGUACGUGAUUCUCAACGUCAUCCGCGUUCUCAACAUUGUGGCCUUUCUCGAUCUUAUUGCAGCGUGCGUCGUCAUGCUGGUCAAGAUCAAUAUGCUGAACAGUUUCUUCUUCUUUGAAGCUGUGACUCAUGCCGUGGUAGCGCUCAUCAGUAUCUUUCUGAUCGUCUCCGAACUUCCAAUUCUGCAAAGCUACUUUGACGGCCACUGGCCCAUGUUCGGCCAAAAAUCAGGCUUCUACACCCUCUCCGCGAUCAUGUCCAUCCUGGGUAUUUCCACGCUCGCCAAUCUGAACAACCCCGCCAUGACCCAAGAGAAGAUCGGAAUGGUCUUCUGGCGAAUCAUCGCCUCAGCCGGUUAUCUCGCAAUGGUCCUCAGCAAUCUCAACGCGGUAGCUAGCUUCAUCUUCACCAACCCUGCAUCCGGUGUAAGUGCCCGCCAAGUUCGCAUCGAUGGCGCUGUUGCUCCUCAAAAGGCAAUGAGUCGCACGAGCAGUCACCGCACUCUGCACCUCAGCGUCAAGCGCGAGGAAACUCUCCCUAUGUACGAGCGCCCCAACCCGGUCAAGCGGGCUACCAGACGUCUCACGGGCCGGUUCCCGUUGAAGAUCUCUAGACCCAUGGACCCGACUCUCAUUGCGGAGAAUGAUGCGGCUUCUUCGAAGUAUUCUCGUGACUCGUGUGAUGUGCGUCCUCCUGACCUGGCGCAUCACCCUGUGUACGCUGGCCAGUAUGUUUGA
Messenger RNA from Penicillium brevicompactum, 774 nucleotides. RefSeq lists its product as uncharacterized. NCBI's taxonomy places the organism in Eukaryota, Fungi, Ascomycota, Eurotiomycetes, Eurotiales, Aspergillaceae. The coding region runs from base 1 to 774 and encodes 257 amino acids. The record is from RefSeq and is a predicted model, not a curated record. The transcript is spliced from 3 exons.